Messenger RNA from Ricinus communis (castor bean), 3010 nucleotides. Its product is annotated as conserved oligomeric Golgi complex subunit 7. Gene Ontology annotation, biological process: Golgi organization; intracellular protein transport; retrograde vesicle-mediated transport, Golgi to endoplasmic reticulum. The record is from RefSeq and is a predicted model, not a curated record. The transcript is spliced from 10 exons. Gene Ontology annotation, cellular component: COG complex. The coding region runs from base 418 to 2916 and encodes 832 amino acids. Lineage: Eukaryota; Viridiplantae; Streptophyta; Magnoliopsida; Malpighiales; Euphorbiaceae.
AGUCUUGAAUACCUUAUACAGCAAAUUCGCGCUCCUUUAUAUAUAUAGUUAAUCAAUUUCACAACUAAUUUUUAUUAAUUUUUCUUUUUCAGUUGAAAAUUAAUAAUUAACUUACGCAUCUUUUUUAUAACAGAGCCCAAUAAUCUUUUCUGCUAUCGUUUCAAUUUUCAGUAAGAAAAAGGAAAUCAAACCAGUCGGAUCGGACCCAUUCUUUUGGGCAUCAGUCGUGCUCAGCCUUCUUUGAGUAUCUGGAUUACAAUAUCUAAUUACCUUAAAACCCUUAUUUAUUUACAAGUUUCCAAUUCCAACCCUACAUUUUUUGAAUUCUCAAAUAUUUUACCCAAUCAAAGCAUUUCUUUCUUUCAUCGGUGCAUGGCUUUCCUAACCGUAAGUAAGUGAGCAAAAUCUGAAGUAAAGAUGAUGCUGGAUCUAGGUCCAUUCUCGGACGACAAAUUCGAUCCCAAGAAAUGGAUAAACUCAGCUUGCAAAUCACGCCACCCACAGGAAUCACUAGACAAGCACCUAGUGGAUCUCGAGAUGAAGCUUCAGAUGGUCUCCGAGGAAAUUUCGGCUUCGCUGGAAGAGCAGAGCGCCGCCGCACUUCUCCGCGUCCCACGAGCUACUCGCGAUGUCAUUCGCCUCCGUGACGACGCUGUUUCACUUCGCAAUUCCGUCUCUGCAAUCUUCCAGAAGCUUAAAAAGGCAGAGGGAUCUUCAGCGGAAUCUAUAGCUGCACUUGCUAAAGUUGAUACUGUUAAACAGAGAAUGGAAGCUGCUUAUGAGACUUUGCAGGAUGCUGCUGGAUUAACUCAAUUAAGUUCGACCGUAGAGGAUGUCUUUGCGAGUGGUGAUCUUCCUCGAGCUGCAGAAACCUUGGCUAACAUGAGGCAUUGCUUGUCUGCUGUUGGCGAGGUGGCUGAAUUUGCUAAUGUUAGGAGACAACUUGAGGUCUUAGAGGAUAGGCUGGAUGCAAUGGUACAGCCUCGUCUAACAGAUGCAUUGUGCAAUCGCAAGGUUGAUAUUGCCCAAGAUUUGAGAGGAAUUCUUAUUAGAAUUGGGAGAUUUAGGUCUCUUGAGAUGCACUACACGAAGGUUCACCUAAAGCCCAUUAAGCAGCUCUGGGAAGAUUUCGACUCAAGACAACGAGCUAACAAGCUUGCAACUGAGAAGCAUGACACAGGAAAGUUGUCAACCAAUAGUGAUUUGCCUGCAGUUUCAUUUCUGAGUUGGUUGCCAAGUUUCUACGAUGAGCUGCUGCUCUAUCUUGAACAAGAAUGGAAGUGGUGUAUGCUCGCUUUUCCUGACGAUUACAGGAGUCUUGUUCCAAAGCUCCUAAUUGAGACAAUGCAAGCUGUUGGGGCAAGCUUCAUUUCUCGUAUCAAUCUUGCAACUGGAGAGGUCAUUCCUGAAACAAAAGCACUUGCCAAAGGCAUAUUAGAUAUUUUGUCUGGAGAUAUGCCAAAAGGUAUCAAGAUUCAAACUAAGCAUCUUGAGGCCCUAAUUGAGUUGCACAACAUGACGGGGACCUUUGCAAGGAAUAUUCAGCACUUAUUUUCGGAGUCUGAUCUCCGAGUUUUAUUGGAUACGUUGAAGGCAGUUUACCUUCCUUAUGAAUCAUUUAAGCAGAGGUAUGGACAGAUGGAACGUGCCAUCCUGUCCUCUGAGAUUGCAGGUGUGGAUCUGAGGGGAGCUGUUACUCGAGGUGUGGGAGCUCAGGGAAUUGAACUGAGCGAAACAGUUCGGAGAAUGGAAGAAUCUAUUCCUCAAGUCAUUGUACUUCUUGAAGCAGCUGUGGAGAGGUGCAUUAACCUUACUGGUGGCUCUGAGGCAGAUGAACUAAUUCUUGCACUUGAUGACAUAAUGCUACAGUACAUCUCUAUUCUUCAGGAGACCCUUAAAUCACUAAGGGCUGUCUGUGGAGUGGAUAAUGUUAGCGAUCCAAAGAAGGACGUGAGUUUGGAGAAAAAGGAGGGGAGCCAAAAUGUACGCAAAGCUGACUCUGUAUCAAAUGAGGAGGAAUGGUCCAUUGUCCAGGGGGCUUUACAGAUACUUACUGUUGCAGAUUGUCUCACAAGGCGAUCCUCUGUGUUUGAAGCUUCCUUGAGAGCAACCCUAGCUAGACUCAGCACAAGUUUGUCUCUUUCUGUAUUUGGAUCAAGUUUAGACCAAAACCAGGCACACAUGGCUAGUAAUGAUGGAAAUGGAGAGCCAUCAUUAGGUGGAAGGGCUGCUUUGGAUGUGGCAGCUGUUCGGCUUGUUGAUGUUCCUGAGAAGGCUCGGAAAUUAUUUAACCUUUUAGAUCAGUCCAAAGAUCCUCGGUUUCAUGCACUUCCGCUGGCAUCUCAAAGAGUCGCAGCAUUUGCUGACACAGUGAAUGAGCUUGUGUAUGAUGUACUCAUAUCUAAAGUACGUCUACGCCUCAAUGAUGUGUCUCGCUUGCCAAUUUGGUCCUCAGUAGAGGAACAGAGUGCCUUCCCUCUUCCGAUCUUCAGUGCGUAUCCACAAUCAUAUGUUACCAGUGUUGGUGAAUAUCUUCUUACUUUGCCCCAACAACUGGAGCCCCUUGCCGAGGGCAUAUCUAACAGUGAUGCCAACAAUGAUGAAGCCCAGUUUUUCGCAACUGAAUGGAUGUUCAAGGUUGCAGAAGGUGCCAGUGCUCUUUACAUGGAGCAGUUGCGGGGCAUCCAGUACAUAACAGAUCGUGGAGCACAACAGCUCUCUGUUGAUAUUGAGUACUUGAGUAAUGUGCUUUCCGCCCUAUCAAUGCCAAUACCUCCAAUUCUUGCAACUUUCCACACUUGCCUCUCAACUCCGAGAGACCAGCUGAAGUAUCUUGUCAAAUCAGAUGCUGGGAACCAACUUGAUCUCCCGACAGCGAACCUUGUGUGUAAAAUUCGGAGAGUUAGUUUAGACUAAAGGUAUACAUUCAAUCUGAAAUUAUUUUUUUGGUCUUCCUUGUGAAAACAUUAAUUGAUAUUCAACAAAAGGUAUAGAUUUCUGUUUUUGGUCC